CAUUCACAUUUUGUAACAAUUCUUGUAAGCAUGACAACUCUGCACCGACUGCGCUUGUUAUUAACUUUUCACGGAUUUAAACAUGCAAACAAAUCCAUAUCAAACGGACAAAGUGUUAACAUUACCUCACAUUCACGUGUCUCUCCAGCACGAGCUCUCAGCUGUCACUGUAAGGACAUAAAGGAUGAUUUUCAUCGUUCAGCAGCCAAAGGACACUUGACACUGAAUUGCAGUCAGCUGUCAAAGUGUUUCUGCACUGUGUCAGUCAAAAGAUUCUGUUGGAACUGUAGAUCAACUGUGGAAUUAUUCUUCUGUUCAUCCUGUAAAGUGAUUCAACCUCCUGAAGACAACACUAAUUAUUUUGACCUCUUGAACUGUGAACAGACGUUUUCUGUGGACAACCAAAAGCUUCAGAAAAGAUACGUGGAGCUUCAGAGAGUUCUUCAUCCUGACAACUUCUGCCAGAAAUCAUCGAAAGAGCAGGAAUAUUCAGAGAGACAAUCAGCGCUGGUGAACAAAGCUUACAGAACGCUACAAAAGCCUUUGAGUCGGGCUGUCUACAUGCUUAAGCUGCAAGGGAUUUUGCUGGAGGAGGGUACGGAUGCCACCGCAGACCCUCAGUUUCUCUUGGAGAUCAUGGAGAUCAACGAGAGCCUAGAAGAGACGCAGGGCCAGGACGAGGUCAAUGCUAUCGGGCAGUCAGUGCGAGAGAAACUGAAAGACUUGACUGAACAGCUGAAUUCAUCGCUGAACAAAGGGGAUCUGCGGACUGCCAAAGACCUCCUGACCCUAAUGAAGUACUUCACAAAUAUAGAGGAAAAGGUGAAAGAGAGACUUGCAGAGGGUUGAUUCCAGAUAUAAAAGUGAAAAUGGAGAUUUAGAGUAAAAUAAGGAUUAAAUUUGGUCGGUUUCUCACCCACACCUAUUAUAUGGCUUCUGAAGAGGCUUUCUACACCUGCACUGUAGAGAGCAUCCUAACUGGCUGCAUCUCCGCCUGGUACGGCAAUAGCACAGCCCACAACCGCAAAGCACUGCAAAGGGUGUUGCGAACUGCCAGACACAUCAUCGGAGGUGAGCUUCCCUCCCUCCAGGACAUAUAUACCAGGCGGUGUGUGAAAAAAGCUCGGAGGAUCAUCAGAGACUCCAGCCACCCGAGCCAUGGGCUGUUCUCACUGCUACCAUCAGGCAGGCGAUAUCGCAGCAUCAGGACCCGCACCAGCCGACUCCAUGAUAGCUUCUUCCCCCAAGCAAUCAGACUUUUGAACUCUUGAUCUCCCAUGAUCAAAAUACAUCAGCACUGCACUUUAUUACUCUUACUCUUACAUCUCACACCGGACUGUCAUAAAUUAUAUUAUUAUUAUAUUAUAUUCUUUCUUAACAACUUACUAUCAACCGACAGCCUGAAUGUCAAUACAACCUACUGUACAUUCUAUAUAUACUACUAUAUAUACUUUAUUUAUUUAUUUAUUUAUUUUUAUUGAAUAAUGUGUAUCUAUAUUGUGUGUAUUGUAUACUGUACAGUGUAUGUUAUUAUUUGUAUAUUGUGUUGUGUGUAAUUAUGUGUAUAUUAGACUUUAAAUUGUGCUGUGUUAAUUUGAUGUUAUUGUAAAUUGGUAUAUGUCUCAUCACUGUCACGACUGCUAUGUUGAUCGGAACUGCACCCAAGUAUUUCAUACACCAUUGCACUUGUGUAUAUGGCUGUGUGACAAUAAAAGUGAUUUGAUUUGA
Molecule: messenger RNA, 1728 nt
Organism: Myxocyprinus asiaticus (Chinese sucker)
Lineage: Eukaryota; Metazoa; Chordata; Actinopteri; Cypriniformes; Catostomidae
Product: iron-sulfur cluster co-chaperone protein HscB-like
Exons: 7
Coding region: 31-849 (272 amino acids)
Biological process (GO): [2Fe-2S] cluster assembly; protein complex oligomerization
Cellular component (GO): mitochondrion
Molecular function (GO): protein-folding chaperone binding; ATPase activator activity
Source: RefSeq, a predicted model, not a curated record